AACCCCAGGCGCCAAGUCACAGCACAGGUAAUCACGUGACCUUGCCUGCCUGCUAAAUUGGCUGUUCUUCAGAUGUGGAGUACUUGUUACACCGGAGGUCCAACGAUGAAGUCGUUCGCAAUCGUAACGUUGGCGUGCCUCGUAGUCGCAGCUGAGAGCUUCAUCAUGAGUCGGAGAUCUCUUCGCGCUUCCUGCAAUGUCGACUGGACAUUUUCACUCUCGUGCACAGAUGUGCAGGACAAGCUUGUGGGUCAAAUAGGACGGUGGACAGGUCCUGAUGGAUGCGCCGACGGAGGAGAAAAAUGCCUGUACAAGUUGGUGUCCAAGACCAAAACACAGGUGAAAGCCACCCGUGAGACACCUAAGCAGCGUUACGUUGAUGACUUGACCUUCACCUUCACACAGGACAGGAACAAGUGCAAUGUCGCUGGUGUCAGCAGGUCAAGGGCCUGGUACGCUGUCCUUGACUACGGCACCAACUACUGCAAUCUUCACAACCUCAUUGUCGGGGCUGAACUUGACAAAUCUCAAGGCUACCGUGAGGCCACCAGCAACAGGAUGUGUAGAGGGUUUUCGUCAGCAGACUGCUCCAAAUCUUAAACACACCAGAAACAUGGGAGCCCAUUCCUGUCGCUUAUCCGUAACUAAGGAUGGGACGUAAUAUCACUGCUUCAUUACCUCUGUGUUGCUGCUAUGUUGGUUUUCUCUGUAACUUUUGCUUAUUUCAAGCUCAGUUUUAUGUUUUUAUAACUUCAUGCUUUGCUCUCAUAAGGUACAAUGGAACUCUAAAGUUUUUAAAUGGGUACAGAUAUGGAUUUCUUUGUGUGAGGGGCGGUGGGGUAGCCUGGUGGUUAAAGUGUUCGCUUGUCGCGCCAAAGACCCGGGUUCGAUUCACCACAUGGGUACAAUGUGUGAAGCCCAAUUGCUAAAAGCUGGAAUAUUGCUGAAAAUGAAGUAAAACUAAACUUACUAUGUGUGAGAGCCUGAAGAGAAAACCUGAUGAAGAUUUGUUACAGGGGCUCUGACCUCUUGGAAGCUUUAUGCAAAUGUAUUUUGACAUAAUUGUUAUUUAUUUUGUUUCGACACAUAGGGAAUUUAUGUUCUGGCAACACUGGUUACUACCGUUACUCAUUAGUUGUAAGGAUGUUCUCAAUAGGGCUGGAUAAAAUGACCGAUAAUCUGUUGACAGGAAUUUUUAAAUAAUUUGUAUGUAUGAAAAUUGUGUUAUUGAUAAUAUCGUACAUUCAAUUUUGUGACAGAAAAUAGUUAUUUCCUCGCACAAUAUACAAAUUUUGGACUUUAUGAUCUGCUUCUAUAUUAUGUUGAAGACGCUGAUAAUCAAAAUCAUGUCACAAUUCACCAGCGAUGAACUAUAUUCAUUUCUUUCAGACAUUUUUGCUCAAAAGAUAUUUAUCUAUAAUCUAUUGAUGUUUAGUUAAUGAUUAUCAAUCUGUGAUUUAUAUCUAUAGCCAGUCCUAGUUCUCAAUAUUGUUAAGUUCCUUGUGCUUGCUUUAUUAACAUCUCAGGGGGUGGUGGGGUAGCCUAGUGGUUAAAGCGUUCGCUCGUUACACCGAUGACCCGGGUUCGAUUCCCCAUUUGGGUACAAUGUGUGAAGCCCAUUUCUGGUGUCCCCUGCCAUGAUAUUGCUGGAAUAUUGCUAAAAGUGUCGUAUAACCAUACUCACUCACUCUUAACAUCUCAACAGUAUAACUGUCUCCACUGGAAUUUUAUUGACAAUUUUUAUGUUUAUAGUACUCUAUACCUUUUACAGUUAUGCCCUUUUUGGACCCAGAUCGGCAUGCCAGAACCUAGUUUUGCACCAGCUCUUUUAGGCCUGGAUUUUAAAAAAAAUGUGAACAUCUAUGAAUAGGAAUACCUGCUCUGAUCCCGGUGAAAUCCUGUGAUAUGAAAUUACCAUUAUUUGACAGUAGGAUAUAUAUUUUGAUAUGUGACAAUCCUCGUGAGGAAUCCAUUCAAAAUGUCUGUCUUUGUUUGUUCUAAACUUCAAAUUUAUGGGCAGCAUUUACAGCAAGAGUUUUUUUUAAACAUUAUUUUGUAUAUGUUGGUGAGAUCUGAAAUUAAUGUGUGUAUAGAUAUCUGAUGUAAUUUUGAUACUAUGAAGUAAAUGUAUUAAUGAC
Messenger RNA from Haliotis rubra (blacklip abalone), 2138 nucleotides. RefSeq lists its product as uncharacterized. The transcript is spliced from 5 exons. Lineage: Eukaryota; Metazoa; Mollusca; Gastropoda; Lepetellida; Haliotidae. Bases 73 to 600 code for a protein of 175 amino acids. The record is from RefSeq and is a predicted model, not a curated record.